AUGGCGAAUGGUUCAGCUUUGCAGAAAGCGAUCGACAUCGUAAUGAAGGCGACAAAGGAGGAUCGAAACAAUAACUACGAGGAAGCGCUCGGGUUGUAUGAGUAUGGCGUAGAAUACUUUCUUCACGCAAUCAAGUAUGAAGCGCAGGGUGAUAAAGCAAAGGAGUCGAUACGAGCCAAGUGCAUCCAGUAUCUGAACCGGGCCGAGACGCUAAAGAUCUACCUGGAAAAGGGCAAGAAAAAACCGGUCAAUGAAAGUCAAUCGGCGGACCACAGUUCCGACUCGGACUCGGGUGAACCGGCGAAAAAGAAGCCGCAGGUGAAGCUUGAGGGAGCGAUCGUGAUCGAAAAGCCGCACGUCAAGUGGUCCGAUGUGGCUGGCCUGGAGGGUGCUAAGACGGUACUGAAGGAGGCUGUUAUUCUGCCACUGAAGUUCCCGUAUCUUUUCACCGGCAAGCGCCUACCGUGGAAGGGUAUACUGCUGUUCGGGCCACCCGGAACGGGCAAAUCGCAUCUAGCGAAGGCGGUGGCUACCGAAGCGAACAAUUCGACAUUUUUCUCCGUCUCCAGCUCCGAUCUGGUCUCGAAGUGGCUGGGUGAGUCGGAGAAGCUGGUGAAAAGCCUGUUUGAGCUCGCGCGUGCCCACAAACCUUCAAUUAUAUUCAUCGACGAGAUCGACUCACUCUGUACGGCCCGGUCGGACAACGAGAGCGAAAGUACCCGACGCAUCAAAACCGAGUUUCUAGUCCAGAUGCAAGGUUUAGGUAGUGAUAACGAGGGAGUCCUUGUCCUGGGCGCUACUAACACGCCUUGGAUCCUGGAUUCCGCUAUCCGGAGACGCUUUGAGAAGCGCAUCUACAUUCCACUGCCGGAUGAGCAAGCCCGGCGGGUAAUGUUCAAGAUUUAUCUCGGCAACACAGCUCACACGCUGACCGACGAGAAUCUGUACUCGCUCGCUGCAAAAACCGAAGGUUUUUCUGGCUCGGACAUCUCGAUCGUGGUGCGGGACGCGCUCAUGCAACCGGUUCGCAGAUUGCAGAGGGCGACCCAUUUCAAACGCAUAUCUGGUCCGUCCCCGGCUGAUAAGAAGACCAUCUGUGACGAUCUGCUUGUGGCCUGCAGCCCUGGUGAUCCGGAGGCUAUUGAGAUGACCUGGGUUGACCUACCAGGCGACAAGCUGUACGAUCCCCCGGUAACCAUGAACGAUAUGUUGAAAUCUCUUGCCAGCACGAAGCCGACAGUGAACGACAUGGAUAUGAAAAAGCUGGACAAAUUUUCAGAAGAUUUUGGUCAGGAAGGUUAA
Anopheles coustani is the source of this 1302-nucleotide messenger RNA. RefSeq names its product vacuolar protein sorting-associated protein 4-like. The coding region runs from base 1 to 1302 and encodes 433 amino acids. The transcript has a single exon. Lineage: Eukaryota; Metazoa; Arthropoda; Insecta; Diptera; Culicidae. Gene Ontology annotation, biological process: endosomal transport; vacuole organization. Gene Ontology annotation, molecular function: ATP hydrolysis activity; ATP binding. The record is from RefSeq and is a predicted model, not a curated record.